Molecule: messenger RNA, 2895 nt
Organism: Sorex araneus (European shrew)
Lineage: Eukaryota; Metazoa; Chordata; Mammalia; Eulipotyphla; Soricidae
Gene: TPM1
Product: tropomyosin 1
Exons: 9
Coding region: 93-938 (281 amino acids)
Biological process (GO): cardiac muscle contraction; actin filament organization
Cellular component (GO): actin filament
Molecular function (GO): actin filament binding
Source: RefSeq, a predicted model, not a curated record
GCCCGGCGCUCGCACUCCGGCCCCGCCGCCCAGCCGCGCUCCUCUCCCGUGCCCGAUCCGCGCCCGCCCGGGCCCCCGCCGCCGCCGCAGCCAUGGACGCCAUCAAGAAGAAGAUGCAGAUGCUGAAGCUCGACAAGGAGAACGCCUUGGACCGAGCCGAGCAGGCCGAGGCCGACAAAAAGGCGGCCGAGGACCGAAGCAAACAGCUGGAAGACGAGCUGGUGUCACUGCAAAAGAAACUCAAGGGCACUGAAGAUGAGCUGGACAAAUACUCUGAGGCUCUCAAAGAUGCCCAGGAGAAGCUGGAGCUGGCGGAGAAAAAGGCGACCGACGCGGAAGCUGAUGUGGCCUCCCUGAACAGACGCAUCCAGCUGGUUGAGGAAGAGCUGGAUCGUGCCCAGGAGCGCCUGGCCACUGCCCUGCAGAAGCUCGAGGAGGCUGAGAAGGCCGCAGAUGAGAGCGAGAGAGGCAUGAAAGUCAUUGAAAGCCGAGCCCAAAAAGAUGAGGAGAAAAUGGAAAUUCAGGAGAUCCAGCUGAAAGAGGCCAAGCAUAUUGCUGAGGACGCUGACCGCAAGUAUGAGGAGGUGGCCCGGAAGCUGGUCAUUAUUGAGAGUGACCUGGAGCGUGCAGAGGAGCGGGCCGAGCUCUCGGAAGGCCAAGUUCGACAGCUGGAAGAGCAGCUAAGAAUAAUGGAUCAGACCUUGAAAGCAUUAAUGGCUGCCGAGGACAAGUACUCACAGAAGGAAGACAAAUACGAGGAAGAGAUCAAGGCCCUUUCCGACAAGCUGAAGGAGGCUGAGACUCGGGCUGAGUUCGCAGAGCGGUCGGUAACUAAAUUGGAGAAAAGCAUUGAUGACUUGGAAGAUCAACUCUACCAGCAACUUGAGCAAAACCGCCGCCUCACUAACCAACUAAAGCUGGCCCUGAAUGAGGACUAAACCUAAGUGGGAAAGAACUUGGGCUGAAUUCUGGGAAUGGAGCCCCUGGGGAGGUCACCUCAGCCUGCCAUGGCUCCCGUGUACUAGGGUUGAGCAAAGCAGCUUCCUGCAGGAACACCGGCGGGGAAGCCCGUAGGGGGACAGACUGCCUGUGUUCUCUCCUCCGUGUCUGGCAUGACCACGUUCUCUUUCAUUCUCAAACAGCUUUUUCGGUAUAAUGUGUUUUGGGGGGAUAUUUAGGACAUGCCCUCCAGCUCUCCUCUUUGCAAGAGGAGGUCCUCGUCAUUUGAGUUUGAACUGGUACAUAAUGGGAACCCAAAACGAUUUCCUAAUUUCUGCUGAGAGCUGGUCUGGCUUUAAGUUAGCAAGGCAAAGUAAAAGGGUGUAUGUGUGUACAACUGCAAAUAUAUAUAUACUCAUAGAGAGUACAUAGGAUGUAUUAUAUAGAAUAUUAAUAAACUAUUGUGUAUACAUAUUCCUAAUCAUUUCUGAUAGUGUUUGAAAAAUGAAUAAAUGUACUUAUGCUUGGGCAAAAUAGCUCAGGAAAGCAGGCGAUUUUGCCCGAAGUCCCUGAUUGGAAGGUAUGCUCUUCCCCCAGUCUGUGUUGGAGUCUGUGAGAAUGCCGUGCUAAUAGUAGAAUACUGCGAGAGUAGUAAGAGAAUGUCCUGCUGAAGUGUGCAUGAACGUGACCCCUUUGCCUUCCCCUGCCAGCACGGGACUAAAUCAUUUCUGAUUGUUUCCGGUGAGGUUGUGUAUGCGCUACAGCGUGAUUCCCGGAACUGGAGUGUCUGCCCCUUCUGACUCCUUUGCUUAGAGCCCGCUUCAGGGCUCCUGUGUCCCUGGCACCUGCCUCGAUCCUUACCCAGCCCUGCCCCCUGCAUUGUGUCAUCAGGAUGGAUUUCUGGGGACAGCAGCCCCCUGCCCUGUCCACUCCAACCCUUGCUGUGUCCACCACCUUCUGGCACAGCACCCUCUCCCUUCACGGGCUCAGGGACAUGACCGGCAUCUACAGCAUGUUCUAAUCAUCUCCCGUGUUUGUGAUUAAUGUUUGCUGCUUGAAUGUACAGACCGCCAUUGUGUCCAAAGCACAGCUAUUCAUGACCUAAUUUUCUAAUCCUACCACAGAGAAAGUGGCCCAUGCCAAGGAAGAAAACCUUAGCAUGCACCAGAUGCUGGAUCAGACUUUACUGGAGUUAAACAACAUGUGAACACCUCCUUAGCUGCGGCCACAUGCUUUCAUGUUGUGUUUGAUGUUUUUUUUUUAUUGUUGGUUGUUUGAUUGAUUUUGAGUCACCUACUUACCAUGAACCCCCUUCAGUGCAUUUUUUAUUUACUUUUAACCACUGUCACAGAGCCUCCCCAAGGGGCAAGGGAAACACCUCUCACACAGGCAGGCCCAGGACAAUUCCAUUGUGCCAUUUCCCAGACGGACAAUGCUGUUGCCAUCAUCCCUAGCGAGUUGUAGCAAUGCAGAAUGCUCAGUAUGGACCCCUCCCUGGCACAGGAAAUGUCCCACGCAAAGUGCCAACAGCAUAGCUAGCCAGAAGGUGAAUAUUGGAAAGACAAUCAGGUGUGGAUUGGUGCUACUUCAACCAAAGGUCCCCCUGGGGUCUUUUUGUUCAAUAGUGUCCAAUUUAGAAUUCUGUCCAACACUAAUUUAUUUUGUCUUUGAGUUCUGUGCAAGACGAGUCUGUGGAUCCUGUAUGCCCAAGUCCAGUAAAGCCAAGGGUUUGCACACCACACUGCUCUUCCUAGACAUCCAUUCCUCAUCACUGGCACACUUGCUCCUCACGACUCGUAGGGUAGCAUUGGAGGUAGAUCUCCACCCUUCAUUUUCCAUGUUUAAAGUCCAAGAUUUAGGCACUACAUGUAAUUCGUAAAGAAACAUUUUCUUAAGAGUUAUAACUAUAUCGAAACAUUGUAUAAUGAUAUGAAAUAAAAUGUGCAUUGCAGAACA